Messenger RNA from Drepanopeziza brunnea f. sp. 'multigermtubi' MB_m1, 663 nucleotides. RefSeq lists its product as uncharacterized. Gene Ontology annotation, cellular component: MIS12/MIND type complex; kinetochore. Gene Ontology annotation, biological process: mitotic sister chromatid segregation. Lineage: Eukaryota; Fungi; Ascomycota; Leotiomycetes; Helotiales; Drepanopezizaceae. The record is from RefSeq and is a predicted model, not a curated record.
AUGGCCGAAUUUCAAAGGAAAAUCGAGCUGCAGUCUCCCGAUGACCUCCAGUUCCUCAUCUCCAAUAUCCGACGCGCCGCGAACGAGAAGAUAGACAAGGACCUGCCGCCCAUCGCAGGGGAAGACGAAUUGCGCGAGCGCGUUGAAGAGCUUGUCCAUGCAUACAUCAACAACGUCUUCCAAACCGCCUCCGAAAAUAUCACUAUCAAUGGCCUAGACCCUUCCGAAGAUCUUCUCAAGUCCAUGCUAAGCAAUACAUCCACGAACCCAACGCUAGAGAUCGAGGAGCACGAGCCCUUCAACGCAAAACUGUUCGAGCGCGCCAAAGACCUUGCGCGCCAGGAGGAAGAUCUGAUUGAAGAAAUCGCCUCUUUGCGCCGGAAGGUACCAGCCCAGGUUGCGCAAACAAUAAACAAGGAAUAUAAGGAAGGGAUAGAGGCUGACGAGGGGGUACUAAAUGCGCUGGAAGAGGGCGUGCAGGCUGAGGAGAAGCAAGCGGACUUGGGGGUCGGGAAGUUGGAGAGGCAGGAAGGUGUGGAGAGGGGCUGGGGGAAGGGUGUUAAAGGACUGGAGGGGUUAAUGAGGACGUUGCCUGAGACGCUUGCGAGAAAGGAGAAGGCAGAAAGGGCGGAGGUUUAUAUUGGGAAGGGUGAUAAGCGGUAG